AUGCUCAUCAGACAGCAGUGUGUCCGAGGCGGGCCCCAGGGCUUUAGCUGUGGCUCAGCCAUCGUAGGUGGAGGCAAGAAGCCUGCUUUCAGCUCUAUCUCCAUGUCUGGGGGCACAGGCUCCUGCUCUGGGGGCUUCAGUAGCAGAAGCCUUUGCAACCUCGGGGGAAACAAGAGCAUCUCCAUCGGCACGGCUGGCUGCUGGCGAGGCGCUGGGUUUGGGGCUGCUGGAGGUUUGGGGGCUGGCUGCUUUGGCCUUGGAUUCGGUGGCUCCUUUGGUGGACGGGGCGGUGCUGGCUUCCCUGUCUGCCCUGCUGGAGGGAUUCAGGAGGUCACCAUCAACCAGAGCCUGCUGACGCCACUCCACAUGGAGAUUGACCCUGAGAUCCAGAAGGUCCGGACCGAGGAGCGGGAGCAGAUCAAGACCCUCAACGACAAGUUCGCCUCCUUCAUUGACAAGGUGCGGUUCUUAGAGCAGCAGAACAAGGUUCUAGAGACCAAGUGGAACCUCCUUCAGCAGCAGGCGACAACCACAUCCAGCAAAAACCUUGAUCCCUUGUUUGAGGCCUACCUCAGUGCCCUGAGGAAGCAGCUGGAUACCUUGACCAACAACAAAGGAGGCCUGCAGUAUGAGUUGAAAAUCAUGCAGGACAGCGUGGAGGACUUCAAGGCCAAGUAUGAAGAUGAGAUCAACAAGCGCACAGCUGCUGAAAAUGACUUUGUGGUCUUAAAGAAGGACGUGGACGCCACCUACAUGAACAAGGCGGAGUUGGAGGCCAAAGUGGAGGCCCGUAAUGAUGAGAUCAACUUCCUGAGGGUCCUCUAUGCUGCGGAGCUGUCCCAGAUGCAGACCCAUGUCAGCGACAUGUCUGUGGUCCUGUCCAUGGACAAUAACCGCAACCUGGACCUGGACGGCAUCAUCGCCGAGGUCAAGGCCCAGUACGAGGACAUCGCUCAGAGGAGCAAGGCCGAGGCCGAGGCCUUGUACCAGACCAAGGUCCAGCAGCUCCAGGCCUCAGUCGAACAACAUGGUGACAGCCUGAAGAGCACCAAGAAAGAGAUUUCAGAGCUUAACAGGAUGAUCCAGAGGCUGCAGGCUGAGAUCGAGAAUGUCAAGAAGCAAUGCCAGACCCUGCAGGCAUCCAUGGCUGGUGCAGAGCAGCGUGGGGAGGCGGCCCUGAAAGAUGCCCACGGCAAGCGCACAGAGAUGGAGGGCGCCCUGCAGAAGGCCAAGGAGGAGCUGGUCCGGAUGCUGCAAGAGUACCAAGAGCUCAUGAGUGUGAAGCUGGCCUUGGACAUUGAGAUCGCCACCUACCGCAAGCUGCUGGAGGGCGAGGAGUGCCGAAUGUCUGGAGAAUGCCAGAGUGCCGUGAGCAUCUCUGUAGCUGGGGGUGCUGCCAGUGCAGGAGGCGUUGGUGGAGGGUUAGGAAGCUGCUCCGGAUUUGGCCUGGGUUCUGGCUCCGGAAGUGGUUUUGGGUUUGGUGGUAGUGUUGGUGUCGGCGGUAGUUCCAGCAGCAAGAUCAUCUCUACCACCACCCUGGCCAAGAGAUCCCACCGAUAG
Molecule: messenger RNA, 1560 nt
Organism: Globicephala melas (long-finned pilot whale)
Lineage: Eukaryota; Metazoa; Chordata; Mammalia; Artiodactyla; Delphinidae
Gene: KRT4
Product: keratin 4
Biological process (GO): keratinization; intermediate filament organization
Cellular component (GO): keratin filament
Molecular function (GO): structural constituent of skin epidermis
Source: RefSeq, a predicted model, not a curated record